This is a messenger RNA of Cavenderia fasciculata, 234 nucleotides long. RefSeq lists its product as uncharacterized. The coding region runs from base 1 to 234 and encodes 77 amino acids. The transcript has 2 exons. The record is from RefSeq and is a predicted model, not a curated record. Lineage: Eukaryota; Evosea; Eumycetozoa; Acytosteliales; Cavenderiaceae.
AUGAAAUCAUCAAAUAUCAUCGAAAUUAACAAAUAUCUUCAAGAAUCAUGGAAUCAAUCAACAAUAGAUAAAAAAAAGAAUGUAUUACAUGUUGAACCAUCAACACACAAAGCAAAUCUAACAAGUGGAUCUACUACUCUUAUGAGUGACUUGAAGAAAUCAUAUACAACCUUUAAACAAUCAUCACCAUUAUCUGUUGAUAAAAAAGAUAAAGAUACUCCUGCAUGGGCUUGA